UCUCUCCAAAUCCACUAUCCCUCCAUACUACACACCCCGACACAGACCCUAGUUCCACAAUACAAAAGUCACCGCCGCACAUUGAAUUCCCUAUUAUCAUCCUCUACACUAAUUAACUUUAGCUUGACCCAAUAUCCAUUACCAUUAUUCCCCACUUUGGAGACAAAAAUUUGCCACAUCCCGGAUUGUGUACUUCGCGGUUGGGGGAUACAUACAUACUAACCCCUAAGAUAUCGACCUAUUCAGAGACUCCCCGAUCGAGAUAGAAACUGGAGGAGUAUUUCUUUUGUUGUGGCUAGACGGGUGAAAAAAGAGUGGGAGAGGGGGAGC
Messenger RNA from Tuber aestivum (summer truffle), 330 nucleotides. The record is from the annotation of a GenBank genome assembly. Lineage: Eukaryota; Fungi; Ascomycota; Pezizomycetes; Pezizales; Tuberaceae.